This is a messenger RNA of Aspergillus affinis, 540 nucleotides long. RefSeq lists its product as uncharacterized. Lineage: Eukaryota; Fungi; Ascomycota; Eurotiomycetes; Eurotiales; Aspergillaceae. Bases 1 to 540 code for a protein of 179 amino acids. The record is from RefSeq and is a predicted model, not a curated record. The transcript has a single exon.
AUGAGUUCACCGGACCUAUCACCCGUCGGGGUCAAGCUCGCCCUCAAAGGCGGAAAACGCGCCGUCUCGUCCACCAGCACCAUCGCCGUUGCCCCCGAGAACGAUUUCCUCCCUCCGCCCGCUAGAGGCCUGACGGCUUCGGCUGUCUCCAAAGAGUUCGACCCCAGUGUGGGCGCAAAGCCCUCGUCACCGUUCUACAGACACGCCACGCCAUCGGUUAGUAUGGCCAAGUUCAAAGCUCACACGAAGAGCAACGUCGCGGAAAAUGGUUACGACCUCGAGAACAAUCUCCUGGAUCCUAGGCAAGCUUCUAUGGGGGAGGACGAAUGCAAUCGGCAGUCGAAGCUCUGGGUGCAAGAGAAGCGACGGUGCGGGUGUAUGAGAUCGCUGUCGAAGAAACAAAGGCUGGCGUUGAAGGCAGUCAUUGCGAUCGGGACGCUAGGGAGUAUGAUCGCUAUCGCGCUGGGGAUUACGGCGGCCGUUGGAGGAGGCGUGUGGAGAUCGGAUCAUCAGCAUCGGGUGAUUGGACAGGAGAGAUGA